Scheffersomyces coipomensis is the source of this 1892-nucleotide messenger RNA. RefSeq lists its product as uncharacterized. Gene Ontology annotation, molecular function: antiporter activity. The record is from RefSeq and is a predicted model, not a curated record. Gene Ontology annotation, cellular component: cis-Golgi network; endoplasmic reticulum-Golgi intermediate compartment; Golgi apparatus. The transcript has a single exon. Gene Ontology annotation, biological process: UDP-glucose transmembrane transport. The coding region runs from base 255 to 1712 and encodes 485 amino acids. Lineage: Eukaryota; Fungi; Ascomycota; Pichiomycetes; Serinales; Debaryomycetaceae.
UUUCAUUCAUUCAUUCAUCAUCAUCAUCGUCAUAAAGGUCUGUGUAUGUAUAUAUGGGCUAGACUGUGCUAAUCAGUAUCAACUAUUAUCAAUUCCCGUUUACUAGAGAUCAAUUGCUCAAUUGCUUCCCCCUUGUUUAGCACUCCACAAACACUAUUUACCGUCAGUCAACCCAUAAGGCGUUGAUCAUUUCAGCAUUCAUCAUCCUUCAUCCAUAAUCAACCCCCUCAUCAAUAUAACCAUAUCCAUCAUUCAUGGACUUUAAAUACCCCAAUCCUAAAGGCAAGUCACGAUCAGUGUCUUUCAAUCAUAUCAAGAGCAUGUCAAUAUCAUCCAAUACAAAUAGCUCGUCUUCUAUAACAACCCCUUCCAAUUCAACCCCAUCAUCUCCUACAGCACCUAGUAAUACAAGUACUACCUCUACCACCACCACUACCAUGAAUAAACCUAACGAUAAUGAAGAUAGUGACGACAAUAACAUCAACAAUUUCAAUAACAAUAAUAGUAACCUAGAAGAUGUAACUGCUCCAAAUAUCAAAAUAGGUAAGAUUCAAAUAUCAAGACGAACUUUUGAAGCUAUCAUAUAUAUACUAGGUUGGUACCUUUUUUCAUUAUCCAUAUCAAUCUAUAAUAAAUGGAUGUUUGGUAAAGCGGGUCUUGAUUUUAAAUUUCCUAUCCUUAUAACUUCAUUCCAUCAAUUUUGUUUAAUGAUCUUAAGUUGUACUGUACUUUAUUUUAAUCCCAGUUUAAGACCAACCGUAAACAAUUAUCAUUAUCAACCAAACUCAUCUAAUCGAGGUAAUUUAUUACAAUUCCUUCGAAUCUUUCAAAUUGGAGGUUUAACCUAUAUUAAACAAAUUUUUCCUUGUUCAUUAGCAUCAGCUGGUGAUAUUGGAUUAUCCAACGUUUCAUUCAAAUUCAUUUCUCUUAGUUUAUAUACCAUGUUAAAGACUUCAUCAUUAAUGUUUGUUCUUUUAUUUGGAUUAUUAUUCCGAUUAGAAAAAUUUAAUUGGAGAUUGAUUGUCAUUGUAUUUAUUAUGACAGGUUCAGUAAUAAUGAUGGUUAAGAAAGAUCCCGUUGAUUUACUGGAUUAUGAAGUUGAAGAUGAAAAUAAUGAUUUAGGAAUAAUAUUAGUGAUUGGAGCUUCAAUGAUGUCAGGUUUAAGAUGGUCAUUCACUCAAUUAUUAUUAAAACGAAAUCCAUAUACUCCCAAUUCCAUAUCAACCAUCUUUUAUAUCUCACCAUCAAUGUGUCUUAUAUUAUUAGUUAUAGGAUUAAUCUUUGAAGGAUGGGAAAAUUUUACUGAUUCAACUAUAUGGGAUACGAUUGGAUUCUUUAAAACUAUAUCAUUAAUGAUUAUCCCGGGAAUUUUAGCAUUUAUGAUGACAUUAAGUGAAUUUAAAUUAUUAACGGUAGCUCAAGUUACAACAUUAUCCAUUGCUGGAAUCUUUAAAGAAUUAUUAACUAUCGUAUUAAGUUCAUUUAUAUUUGGAGAUCGAUUAAAUUUUAUAAAUUUAUUAGGAUUAUUCCUUACCAUAAUUGAUAUUGCAUGGUAUAAUUAUUAUCGAUAUUAUGAAGGGAAAGAACAACAACAACAGAAACAACCAUAUUAUUUAAAAGUCAAUCAAUAUCAAUAUUCCGAAUCAAAUGAAGAUUUGGAACAUCAGGAUGAGAAUAAACGUUUACAAAACAUAGAAUUAAGAAAAUUAUAAACAUACAACUAAUUAAUUAAAAAUAAAAAAAAACAUAUUCAUAGGGUUAAUUUAUCAGUAAUGGUUUUGGUUUCAACUAUAUAUAUAUAUUGGAGUUCAUUUCAGUUUUACUUUUACUUUUUAUUUCAUCAUCAUAAUUAUAUAAUUUACAUAUUAUAAUAUACUUAUUUAUUUAUUUAU